AUAAGAGAAAUGUAUAAACGUGAUUGGUGUCACCUUCCCUAACAAUCCAAAGCCUUCCGAGGAUGACACAUUUAGGCAAUUACAAGCUGGUGUUCCUGGGCGAUCAGGCCGUUGGUAAAACCAGCAUCAUUACUUGUUUCAUGUACGGUAACUUUGACACCAAUUAUCAGGCUACAAUUGGAAUUGAUUUUUUGUCCAAAACAAUGCGGCAUGAAGAUACAACUUUCCGUCUGCAGUUGUGGGACACGGCUGGACAAGAGAGAUUCAAAAGCCUGAUACCGAGUUAUAUCAGAGAUUCUUCUGUUGCUGUUAUUGUCUAUGAUGUAGCUAAUAAGCAAUCAUUUAUCAACGCCUCCAAGUGGAUUGAAGAUGUCCAUGCGGAAAGAGGCAAUCAAGUCAUUAUUGCUCUUGUUGGUAACAAAACCGAUCUUGUUCAUAGAAGGCAAGUUUCAAUAGAGGAAGGUGAUACCAAAGCUCGUGAGCUUGGAGCUUUGUUCAUAGAGACUAGUGCAAAAGCUGGAUUCAACAUUAAGCCUCUGUUCUGUAAGAUUGCGUCGGCCUUACAGGGGACUGAGACAGUUACAUGGAGGAGACAAGAGGAUUUGGUGGAUGUGAACCUAAAGCCAAUGACUAAUUCAUCUCACUCACAGCAGCAACAAGGAAACUGUUCUUGUUAAAUGAUAUAUUACAUAGCUUUUUAAUUAGAGAGUUAGGAAGACAGAAAAAACAUUAAUGCGAUUUGAUAAAACUAUUGUUACAACAACCAAGAGCUUCUUUCCGUAUGUAAUAGUUUGUGAACCUGAGUGCAAUGAUUUUUUUGGAAAUUUCAACAGUACAGUAUGUUUGGAACAAGGCCAUACAGGGAGAACAAAUGAAAAUAGAUACUGUUUUCUUGAUAAAAAAAAAGAUAUUGUUUUCCUUGAAGAUAUAAGUCUUAUCACUGUAAUCACAAUUGCAUCUGAGACAUCAAGUUAAUUAGACCACGCCACAUCAGAGUCUUUUAGCUUUCUAUAAGGUUGCCUUGCCAUCCAUAUUGUUGAUUUCUAGCACUACCCAUUGGGUUCUUUAAUCUUUGAGCUUAAUCCAUAUUUUCCGAAGCCAAAAAGUUAGUGUGAAUUUAUUAGCAAAUGAGGCUAUAACCAAAAACGUUGUAAUCUUUUUUCCUUAUAAACAAAGACAUGAUCGGAUAGAAUUGUUCAUCCAAAAAAUUUUACCGAUCAAAACUUGGUUCAAAAAU
Messenger RNA from Brassica napus (rape), 1237 nucleotides. RefSeq names its product ras-related protein RABH1a-like. The transcript is spliced from 6 exons. NCBI's taxonomy places the organism in Eukaryota, Viridiplantae, Streptophyta, Magnoliopsida, Brassicales, Brassicaceae. Gene Ontology annotation, molecular function: GTPase activity; GTP binding. The coding region runs from base 63 to 677 and encodes 204 amino acids. The record is from RefSeq and is a predicted model, not a curated record.